GAGGAGUUAAUCUGGUGCACAGUCAACGGGAAUAGUAGCUUGAUGAAAUCAGAAGUCUGAUAAUUUGGGGAAAAUAACUUCAUCUCAACGUUCUUUGUCUGAGCAGCAACGUGCGUAGUAAUACCAGACACACACAGAAUAUUAUACGUAGUUGCAGUACAAGUAUAUUCCUAAAGCAGGAUACAAGAAGACCAAGCUGGUCGCACUUCGCAGCUUCAAAUCUAAACUACUAUUCACCAUCAUUCUUAUCUGUCCGGCUCUUUAUAUUUACAGCGAGAUUUGGCGUAUAAAGAGGUGCAUUCAUUGUUCAAUUGAGGUUGUUAAGUUGGUUGAAAAUAUUUAUUGGAUAAUAGAGCAAGAAACAGACAAGUGGAGGUAUGAGCGGUUCGAAAGUGGAGGGGUCUUCUGCCCCUGUGCUUCGUAGAGAUCCGUACGAGGUAUUGAGUGUCUCAAGGGAUUCUUCUGAUCAGGAGAUUAAAACGGCUUACAGGAAGCUUGCUCUCAAGUAUCAUCCUGACAAAAAUGUCAACAAUCCUGAAGCCUCGGAAUUGUUCAAAGAGGUUGCAUAUUCCUACAGUAUAUUGUCUGCUCCAGAGAAAAGAAGGCAAUAUGACAAUUCUGGGUUUGAGGCUAUUGAUGCUGAUGGCAUGGAUAUGGAAAUUGAUUUAUCUAAUCUUGGAACUGUCAAUACUGUGUUUGCUGCAUUAUUCAGCAAGCUGGGUGUUCCUAUCAAGACUACUAUUUCUGCUAAUGUCCUUGAAGAAGCCAUGAAUGGAACCGUGACCGUCAGGCCCCUUCCAGUCGGAUCAUUAGUUAGUGGAAAGGUAGAAAAGCAAAGUGCCCACUUUUUCGGCGUUACUAUAAGUGAGGAACAAGCUGAGGCAGGGUUAGUUGUUAGAGUUACUUCAGCUGCACAAAGCAAGUUCAAGUUGCUAUACUUUGAACAUGAUGCCAAUGGAGGCUAUGGUUUGGCUUUACAGGAAGACAGUGAGAAGGCUGGCAAGGUGACAGCUGCAGGGAUGUACUUUUUACAUUUUCAAGUUUACAGAAUGGAUUCAACCGUAAAUGCGUUAGCAAUGGCCAAGGACCCUGAGGCUGCUUUCUUUAAAAGGUUGGAAGGCCUACAACCUUGUGAAGUCUCAGAAUUAAAAGCUGGCACUCACAUAUUUGCUGUCUAUGGCGACAACUUUUUUAAAACAGCUAGUUAUACAAUCGAAGCUCUUUGCACCAAGUCAUACGAGGAUACAACAGAGAAGCUCAAGGACAUUGAAGCUCAAAUCCUGAGAAAGAGAAAUGAGCUGCGCCAAUUUGAAACGGAAUACAGAAAGGCAUUGGCACGCUACCAAGAAGUGACUAACAGAUAUAGCCAAGAAAAGCAGUCUGUUGAUGAGCUACUGAAACAACGAGACAGCAUACAUUCCACAUUUACAGUUAACAAACCUGUUGUUCAGAGCACUUCCAGCGUUAGCAACAGUAGUAGUAGCAAUGCACCAGGUGAAGAUAUUAGGGAUGAGAGCCCCGGGGAUGAUGAGAAAGAUAAGUCUAGCAAAAAGAAAUGGUUCAACCUUGGUGGUUUGAAAGGAUCAGACAAAAAGGGCGGCUAAAUAUGAGUAAGUAAUUGAUCUUUUUAGAUAUUUGCCUAGCACUGAAAAGCUCUGGCUACGCUUUCUACCUGAUUGCCUGAACUUGUGGAUUUGUAUCUGCCAUUUGUCGUCACCUUCACAACUUCUCCUCCAAUCCUUCUAGUUUCUACUCAAAAAUAUAAUUUACAUCUGUAUUUCUGUUUAUUGUCAGAUUAUAGAAUACAGAAUUUAGUACACCUUGUGUGUUCUGUUUUUAUUAUUUUUUCAGUAAUAGAAAAAGAGAACUUCCUAGUGAUAAACUUAUUCACA
Molecule: messenger RNA, 1892 nt
Organism: Daucus carota subsp. sativus
Lineage: Eukaryota; Viridiplantae; Streptophyta; Magnoliopsida; Apiales; Apiaceae
Product: chaperone protein dnaJ 15
Exons: 12
Coding region: 378-1604 (408 amino acids)
Source: RefSeq, a predicted model, not a curated record